Messenger RNA from Neospora caninum, 798 nucleotides. RefSeq lists its product as hypothetical. The coding region runs from base 1 to 798 and encodes 265 amino acids. NCBI's taxonomy places the organism in Eukaryota, Apicomplexa, Conoidasida, Eucoccidiorida, Sarcocystidae. The transcript has a single exon. The record is from RefSeq and is a predicted model, not a curated record.
AUGAAGCUGCUACCUGCUUUGGUUGUCUCCGCAGGGAGUCUCCUGCCCUUCGUUGCAGGCACUUCUGUUCCUGAAGAUGGCGAAAUUUUGUACAGUGCCCCUGUUCGUCACGUGCAGGAGAUGACGUACGACUCGGAGGAAGCGGACGUCCAGUCAUACGUUCAAGAAGACCCUGCUGAGUAUGGGGUGGAGGCAAGCCUUCGCAUUCUGGAAGAAGUCCCGGUUGACGAGUCUUUCGAAGGAGCUGAGGAGCGCUCCCUCGGAAAGAAGAAGCAGGAGCCCGUGGUCGUUGCAGUGCCGGCGAAGAAGGUUGCUCCAGUGAAGAAGCCUGUUGUCGAGACAAAGUACAUGGCUCCAGUCGCCGAGAGUAAGUACGCUGCACCGUCCAAGAAAGGGCGCCUCCUUGCUGCUAUCUCCGGCCGCAGGCAGACUGAAAAUGACUCUGUUUCCUCCCAGUCUGUUGACUCCGUUGUCGACACAACCAUGACCCACUCUGAGGAGUCUGUCAUGGCUCAGAGUGAAGAAGAUAUCACAUUGCCGCAAUCCGCUGAAGAUUCUUUGUCCGCCCAACCAGUUGAGACCGUCGAAGAGACAGCCGAGAUCCAGGGGGUCCAAGCCUCCGAGGUCGAGACAGAAGAGGAACGCGAACUGAAGAAACACGCAACUACAUACGUUGUGCCUGUUGCUCCAGUAGUUCAGAAGGCUCCAAUGUGUGCGGCUGGCAAAUCGUGUUCCUCCUAUCAUUCUGGUUGCGUGGGGAAUGCCUGCACCCGUUAUAUGCAAGAGUCUGCAGAGUGA